Messenger RNA from Passer montanus (Eurasian tree sparrow), 1005 nucleotides. RefSeq names its product mitochondrial ribosomal protein L14 (gene MRPL14). Gene Ontology annotation, biological process: translation. The transcript is spliced from 3 exons. Gene Ontology annotation, molecular function: structural constituent of ribosome. Lineage: Eukaryota; Metazoa; Chordata; Aves; Passeriformes; Passeridae. Bases 97 to 708 code for a protein of 203 amino acids. The record is from RefSeq and is a predicted model, not a curated record. Gene Ontology annotation, cellular component: mitochondrion; ribosome.
GCGCAGCGCAGCGUGGUGUAGCCUUGCUCUGUGCCUCAGCGCCCAGCAGGGCCGGUGCCCGGCCUUGCCCCGCCGCCCGAGCGGCCCGCUCCCGGCAUGCGGGCUGUGUCGGCGCCGGGCCCUCACGCGGCGCUGUGGCCGAGCGGCUCGGGGCGCUUGCGGUGCCCCUGGUGCUCCGUGCCCAGGGCUUGCAGGGUGCCAGCCCUGAGCAUGAGCUGCCGCUCUGGAGGGACGGGCACACGCUGUCCCCGGAGGGUUGGCUGCCAAAUGGCUCUCUUGAGUAGACAAAUUGGUUUAUCUUUAACCCAUCUAAGCAGUGCUGUGAUCCAACGACAGUUCAGCAUCACUGGAGCAUGCCAAGCAAUACAGAAGCUAACUCGCGUGCGAGUGGUGGACAACAGCGCCUUGGGGAACACGCCCUACCACCGGCCACCAAAAUGCAUCCACGUGUACAACAAGACUGGAGUUGGCAAAGUUGGAGAUAAGAUCCUUCUGGCUAUCAAAGGAGAAAAGAAGAAGGCUUUAAUUGUAGGGCACAAGAUGCCUGGCCCCACCAUGACGCCUCGAUUUGAUUCCAACAAUGUGGUACUCAUAGAAGAUAAUGGAAACCCAAUAGGGACGAGAAUAAGAACACCAAUCCCCUAUACACUGCGAAGAAGAGAAGGAGAGUUCUCCAAAGUAUUGGCCAUUGCCCGCAACUUUGUAUGAAUGCUAAGAGAGGCCUUCAGCAAUCCUUUUAUAUCAUUUCAUGCAAUAGCUGUUCCUUGGUCCUUUUCCAGAAACUGGUGAAACAUGAGAAAGCUGAUGUUCAUCAAGAAUAUCUCCUCCCUUUUAAGAAUUUCAAGCAACUAAUUUAAAUAUUGAAAUAGUUUAUUUUUUCUCCAAAAGAAGGUUAGAUUUAUUUCACAGAACACCUGCAGUAUGUUUGGGAAAUGGUCCUUCACCCUUACUCCUCCUGUGGUGUUAAUCUGGUCUGUCAUCAUUAAAAUGAGACCAUGAAAAUCC